GCUGUUCAGUAUCAGUUGUCCAAGACUCCAACUCAAGUUAAAAUUAGUACAUGUUUCACGUACUUACCAAACUUUCAUUAUAAAUUCUUGGGAAUUUCUCUCAUCCAAAAUAAUACGAAGUACAAUUUUCUGUCUCCUUAAACUCCAAACUUAGCCAUCUGAAUCUCCUUCCUUCAGCAGCAUCUUCUAUAACCACCCAUAGUCCAUAGACCAUAGUCUGCGUCGCCUCUUUCUCUGUUGUUGCUGCUCUUCUCGGCACAACUUGGUGUAACCCAUAAAUUUCCAUGACAAUAAAUUGGAGUGAGAUUCCAGAUGAACUUGCUAGAAAAAUUGCAGCUGAGCAUAUGGGAAAUUUAGAAGAUUUUGAUACUUUUGGGGAGGUUUGUUCUAGGUGGAGAUCUGCAAUAAAGGGUGUGAACUUCCGCCCAUCAAAAAAUACCCAACUACCUUGGUUGAUGCUAACUGAUCCUCCUAAUAGCUCAUAUCGUAGGUUUUACAGCCUCUCUAGACACAUAUUCACUAAAAUCUAUUUGCCCCAGUUGGAUGAUGAGGACAACGAUGACCAUCGAACAUAUUUCUCGUCAAAAGGGUGGCUUCUUUCUUUGAGUAGAAAAAAUCUAAAUAUCACCCUUUUCCAUCCAUUUUCAGGGAAAGUGAUAAAGCCACCAAGUGUUCAACUUGAGUUAAUGGAGUUCUCUUUUGAUCAAUGGGACGACACUAGUUAUCAAGAUUUUUUGUGCAAAUUUAUUUUAUCGGCGAACCCGUCUGAGUGUGAUGACGAUUACACUGUUGCAAUCUUGUUUGAGAGAACACAACUAUUAGCAUUUUGGAGACCCGGGGAGCACGCAUGGGCUAAACCUGCAGUGGAUUUCCAUAUUCAUUGGGUGUGUGAUGUUUGCUUUUUUCAAGGAGAAUUUUAUGCCAUUGAUUCUGUUGGAAAAGUCAUGGCAUUCGGAAGUGAAAAGACAAAUCGAAAACCAAGAAUAGUUGCAGACUUAAUAAGUCAAGGUGUUUUACCAAAGAUACCUAUAAAUUUAUACCUAGUGGAAGUGAAGAACAAAUUGUUGGUGAUACAUCGGUAUGUGUUUGUAGUUGAUGAGAUAAACAAGGAUGAAGAUGUGUAUUGGACUAAAUAUUUUGAGGUAUUUGAACUGAAUGUUGACAAUGGGAAAGCCAAACAAGUCCAUGAUGUAGGCGAUCGAGCUAUUUUCUUAGGCUAUAACUCUACUUUCUCUGUAAAGGCAUCAUCACAUAAAGAUGGAUGCAAAUCUAAUUGCAUUUACUUUACCGAUGACAAUGGCUAUUUAUUUCGUGGAUUGGAUGAUCGAAAUGGAGGAGGAAGCGACAUGGGUAUAUAUAGCAUCACAUAACGGAAAAUGAUUGAGCGGUAUUAUGAAGGUCCAUCCCAAUUUUGUUUUGUCUCUCCUCCGUUGUGGGUGGAACGCCCUUAUUGACAGGCUUAUAGUUAUUUUUGUUACAUUUACUUUUCAUUUUAUAAAUGUUUAGUAGUAAUAAUUGUGUAAAUGUGUUAUCUUUGUGCUGCAUUUUUUUCUGAAGAAUUUGGGAAAUUUUCACUUGACAAAUUUAUGGAUAAAAGAUGGGGUGACACAUGUCACCUAAUUAUAUAUGAUUUUCCUU
Spinacia oleracea (spinach) is the source of this 1638-nucleotide messenger RNA. RefSeq names its product putative F-box protein At1g65770. NCBI's taxonomy places the organism in Eukaryota, Viridiplantae, Streptophyta, Magnoliopsida, Caryophyllales, Amaranthaceae. The transcript is spliced from 2 exons. The record is from RefSeq and is a predicted model, not a curated record. The coding region runs from base 285 to 1370 and encodes 361 amino acids.